Molecule: messenger RNA, 852 nt
Organism: Effrenium voratum
Lineage: Eukaryota; Dinophyceae; Suessiales; Symbiodiniaceae
Source: the annotation of a GenBank genome assembly
AUGGACCCAACGCUUGCUGCACGCUUUGCCCGGCAGAAGGAAAAGCUGGAAAGGGGUGAGGAUGUGGCAGAAAUCGGCUCCAAAGCUGAUCAGAAGAAGCAGCUGGAUCCCGUCCUUGCUCAACGAUGGGAAAAGCUUCAGGCAGGCAAGUGCCUAGAAACCGUCGUGAACGACGAAAUCGGCUCCAUUGCAGACAAGACCGUGAAGCUGGAUCCCGUGCUGGCCAAGCGAUGGUCCAAGCAGCAGGAAAGGUAUGAAACUGGUGUUUGCGAUAUUCCUGAUGUCGUCUCUGUGGCAGACAAGUCCACGAAGCUGGAUCCCGUCUUGGCUGAGCGCUGGGCUGCUGCGCACGAGCGAAUGCUUACAGGCAACAGUGACGUACCUGAAGUGGGGUCCAGAGCAGACUUUUCCAGGAAAGACACCGAGUUCUCCAAGACCUUUGCCAAGGUUCAAAAGCAGGCGAAGCAAGGCACCAGCGAGGCUGAAAGAUGUCACUUGCAGCUGUCGGCGGGGCAGAAGACGGAGCACACGGUGCCCUGGGAAUCCAGCGGGCAAAGCGGCAGGCUCCAGUGGAGCGCGGUUGCCCUUUCGGAUCUCACCAUCGACCUGGAGGUCUGUGCCGUGGUCCGUCCGCCAAGCGCAGCGGAGGGCGAGGUGUCCGAAGUGAUCCUGCAGAGGCAUGCUCGCGGAGGCACCUUUGUUGGCAGCCUCGACGCGGCAUCCGACAGGAGGCUUGCUGUCCAAGGCGACAAGAAAAUGAGAAAAGAAGUGGUGUCAGUAAUUUUCAAAUUCAGCAACUCCUUCAGCUGGUUUACGGGCAAGGAAGUAGAGUUGGUUCUUUUGAAAGACUGA